Molecule: messenger RNA, 1229 nt
Organism: Truncatella angustata
Lineage: Eukaryota; Fungi; Ascomycota; Sordariomycetes; Amphisphaeriales; Sporocadaceae
Exons: 3
Coding region: 128-796 (222 amino acids)
Source: RefSeq, a predicted model, not a curated record
GACAGAAUCGUAACUCCAAUCUCUGCUCAAGUCCUCAGAGCAUAUCCUUGAUACCAACUCACACAACCCUAUUGGGUUGAGAACUCGAAAAUUCCAAAGGGAAGCUCAGGCAUACUAUAAGUAUCGUAUGCGCUCGAAGGCCGACAUAGUCAGGGUCGAACCAUUCAGACUCCAAACGGACGAUCUUGUGAACCUCGUUUUGUUUUCACAGUCACCAUCACGGUCCUGCCACUUCCAACCGGCCAUGUCGUCUCGUUCAAAUCGCUCAGAUGAGUCCAGUCGUAACUCAAAGAGCAGUAAAAAGAACCGAUGUUCUAAUCAGCAACUCAUCGAGUCAUUGCGUACGCACCGCGUAAACACAUUGACGGAACUAUGUCGCAUCGAAAAAGUUGCGGCAAAGUGCGAAAGCGAAGAGGAAGCGCUGGCGUUCCAAGAACCGAUGACUUCGGCUUGGUCGUACUAUGUCAACAACCAAUUCUUGGCCGAACUGCGCGGACUGACGCCGAACUACCCCCUGAGCGCCGAGGUUGUGAACGAGGCGGUCCGCCGGGUGCGCAACGAUCCGGAAUCCAACAGGAGCUGGAAUCUGGCCUGGCUGUGCCUGACCAAGAUACGAGACGAUGGACUCGUGCCUCGUUAUGCGAACAACGAGGCAUGGAAGAAGGAGAUGUGGGGAGGCCGAGACCCAUCUCAAGAGGAGGCUGACCAACUCGGUCAGUGUUUCGAGUGGGAGUGGCGCCAAGCCAUCGAGAGUAUGCUUCGGCACUGGCGAGACACACCUCCCACGUGGUACUAGAUGUUCUUCCUUCAUCUGCGCUGCGCAGUGGUCUCAAUGGGGGUUGUUUGCACGAAGUGAGGCGUUGUGGGUAUUCGGCUUCUAGCAUUUGCAUAGCGAAAGGCGGCGUUGUUGUGGAUUAUGGGGUCUAGGUUCUACGCCCUGGAGGCGAGACAUAUCUCUUCUUGAUACUUCCAAAUGUGCCUUGUGCCUUUGUUGCUCGUAAACCACAGUUCAACCUAUUUUGUAAGGUUCAAGCUCUAUACGCUUUCCAUUUGAUUGACAGACGCGAAUCCAGUCCUAUCUCUGCUGAUUGUAUUCAUUGUUGGAUCAGUUGUACCACAGUGGCCCUGAGGCUUGACACCUUGGACGUUCACAGCGGCUGAAGGGUGCAACCAACAUGGCUGCUCUGCCAUAGAUGUUCACGGAACUUUAGGUGAGGUAGGUGACAACU